Messenger RNA from Leopardus geoffroyi (Geoffroy's cat), 6307 nucleotides. RefSeq names its product DEP domain containing MTOR interacting protein (gene DEPTOR). The record is from RefSeq and is a predicted model, not a curated record. Gene Ontology annotation, biological process: negative regulation of TOR signaling; intracellular signal transduction. The transcript is spliced from 9 exons. Lineage: Eukaryota; Metazoa; Chordata; Mammalia; Carnivora; Felidae. Gene Ontology annotation, molecular function: protein binding. The coding region runs from base 195 to 1430 and encodes 411 amino acids.
GCUGGAGUUCCUGGAGCGGACUUGCCUAGCGCCUCAACCUACCCACAGGGAUUCCCUCUCUAGCCAAUCGCAUUUGAGCAACGGGACUGCCCCUGACAAAGAUGGCGGGGAAGGCCUCCGUGAGGGCAGGCUGAUUUAACACCCAAACCCACGGCGUCUAGGGAAGACAGUGGUAGUAGCGGCGCGGCCCGACCAUGGAGGAGGGCAGCAGCGGUAGCGGUGGCAGCGGUGGCAGCGACAGCAGCACCGGUGGGAGUGGUGGAGCGCAGCAAAGGGAGCUGGAGCGCAUGGCUGAGGUCCUGGUCACUGGGGAGCAGCUACGGCUCAGGCUGCAUGAAGAAAAGGUUAUUAAAGAUAGGCGACAUCAUCUCAAAACCUACCCAAACUGCUUUGUUGCCAAAGAACUGAUUGACUGGCUGAUUGAGCACAAAGAGGCUUCUGACAGAGAGACAGCAAUCAAACUCAUGCAGAAGUUAGCAGACCGGGGCAUCAUUCAUCACGUGUGUGAUGAACAUAAGGAAUUCAAGGACGUCAAACUCUUCUACCGCUUUCGGAAGGAUGACGGCACCUUCCCGCUGGACAAUGAAGUGAAGGCCUUCAUGAGAGGACAGAGGCUGUACGAGAAGCUGAUGAGCCCUGAAAACACACUCCUGCAACCCAGGGAAGAGGAAGGGGUCAAGUAUGAGCGCACCUUCAUGGCGUCUGAAUUCCUGGACUGGCUGGUGCAGGAAGGCGAGGCCACCACCAGGAAGGAGGCCGAGCAGCUGUGUCACCGGCUCAUGGAGCACGGCAUCAUACAGCAUGUGUCCAACAAGCACCCAUUUGUGGACAGCAACCUUCUCUACCAGUUCAGAAUGAACUUCCGGCGGAGGCGUAGACUGAUGGAGCUGCUCAAUGAGAAGUCCCCCUCUUCCCAGGAAACUCACGACAGUCCCUUCUGCCUGAGGAAGCAGAGCCACGACAAUCGGAAAUCUACCAGUUUUAUGUCCGUCAGCCCCAGCAAGGAGAUCAAGAUCGUGUCUGCGGUGCGGAGAAGCAGCAUGAGCAGCUGUGGCAGCAGUGGCUACUUUAGCAGCAGCCCCACCCUCAGCAGCAGCCCCCCUGUGCUCUGCAACCCCAAGUCCGUGUUGAAGAGACCCGUAACUUCAGAGGAACUCCUGACUCCCGGGGCUCCAUAUGCAAGGAAGACAUUCACGAUUGUUGGUGACGCCGUUGGUUGGGGCUUUGUGGUGCGCGGAAGUAAGCCAUGCCACAUUCAGGCCGUGGACCCCAGCGGCCCUGCGGCAGCGGCGGGAAUGAAGGUCUGUCAGUUUGUUGUCUCUGUAAAUGGGCUCAAUGUGCUGCACGUAGACUACCGGACGGUGAGCAAUCUGAUUCUGACGGGUCCUCGGACGAUCGUCAUGGAAGUCAUGGAAGAGUUAGAAUGCUGAGCAGGUGGACAUCCUGGCCCUUAAGUGGCCUGAGGAUGAUCAAAGCCAGGACAACACAAAGCAAUGCAAUGACAAGACUUCCAUACAAAUGGAUGGUUUUGGACACACAAAUUUUUUCUCCAUACAUACACAUCUUGAUUUGAGUUUCGUACACUGUUUGAAUGUGGAAGAACCGGGUAGAUCAUCUUUAAAACAAAACAAAACAAAACAAUUUAUGUCAGUAUAGAAAAAUAUUGAGAAAUGGAAUUUUCUUACAUAGUAGAAUUGCCUUACUUGAUUUCCAUGUGUUGGUCUCACCUGUUGUUUUUUUAAUCUUAGUUUGCAGAAAGUUGUUGAAAUGCUUCUCUGGCCAAAAUAGCAAUGUGCUAAAAUCCCCUCUUAGGAAUCAAUAGAGUAGUUAUUACAGAUUUUAAAUGGUUCUCUUACCAAAAUGAUUAUGGAACUGUUUAUUAAAGGAUCUGAAUCUCACCAACCUUCAAAUAAUGCAGCAUCCAAAGGAAUAUUACCUGUUAACUAGCAUUUUGAAGAAGGUUCUAAAGCAUUCAAGUGCUUAAAAGCCAUUGAAAAAAUGGCUUUUUCUUAAUUCCUGCCUUUAGUAUCAACUUGUAACAUAUGAUCUCAAUUAUGGCAUUAGUUAGAAAACAAAAACCACGUGAUAAUAUGGGUGAGAGAAAUAGGGAGAUAAUACUUACAAUUUUGUGCUCUGACUUCUUUCUGACCCUAAAUAAUUUUGUUCUAUCAAUCAGCUACAGAAGCCUUCUAGAGUUAAUCCAGAAUAUGUUGAAUGUCAAAACAGAGGAAUUUGUAUAUAUACGUAUCAAGCCUCUGGCAAGAUUUCACUUUGAAGUUGUCCCUUUUUAAGUGAAGUGUUCUAGGACUUGGCCCAUAUGUGAUAAAACUUGAAAUUAAAUUGCUUCAUUGGCCUGAAUUUUUACUAGCUUUCUAGCAUGACAUAUUCUAGGGACAUAACAUGUCUUGCUUAUUUGGUGGGAUUAUUUUUCACCCAAACAUUGUCUUGCAUUGUAAUUUUUCAACUCACUGUAUAUACGCACAUUUCUUCUUUUGUUUUAGAAAAGAAUGCAUUUGGGAAUUUGGUGUGUAGAGGAAAUUCCUCAAAGUGCCAAAUUAGGUAGUCAGGGAAUGCAAAAUUCCAUUCUGAACAACCAGGUUUCUUUCUUAUCAUGUAUUCACAAAAUAAAGUACGAAUGCUGUACCUCGGCCAUUCUUUUUGUGAUAGGUUAUCAUAACGUAUUGGUACUGGUAGGAUGGACAUGCCAUGCUAAAGAUGUUACAUAUAUAUGUUUCCGGUAAUCCAACUUUUCUGAUCUGUAGCGUUAGUCAGAGAGCAGGAUUUUGAAGUAACAUAAAAGGUCUAACAAUAGUCCCGUCGAUCUACGUUUGGGAACUAGUAUCGUCUGUGUGUGUGUAUGUGUGUUUAUACUGUAUGCCAGGCUUUGUGCUACGGCACUUAACAUAUGUGAUCUCUUUGAAUCUUCAUCAAACCCUGCAAGAUAGGUAUUAUCACCCUCAUUUUUCAAGUGUGGAAACUAAGUCUGAGCAAACUUAAAAAUAGUCUCUAUGUUCACACAGCUGCAAGAACUCGUAAGAUUCAAACGUGGGCUUAUUCAAUGCUAACGCCCGUGUUACCCGUCCCUCCCCGAGCAUCUCCCCAUUUAGGGACCUAAUGUUGUGGGCUUCUUUUGUAUCCAGUGCUGUGCUAAAACUAUACGUCACUUAUUCCUCCUGACCUGUGAGGUCAAUAUCGUCAUUUUCUCCAUUUUACAUCUGAGGAAAGGACUCAUAGACAGCUUAGUCAUGUACCUAAGGCCACACAGCUAAUAAAUGGGAGACCUUAUGGUUCAGCUUUAAAAGUUUUUAGAACAUCUUUAAAAGAUGAGUCUUAAACGCUUUCUGUGACCAGGGGUUCGUUAAGCGACAAAAGAGGAAGAAUGGCUUCUUCUUGCCAGCCGUCUGUUCUUUGUACUCAUGUCCCAGUGUGCAUCAUCUCAGGCCCUGGCAUACACCAUCCCUUCCCUUUAACCAGUCUAAGCACCAGAGAAGCAUCUGCCUGUCUGUCUUCCACACAGCCUCCUUCCUGCAGGUAGACUUUCUUUGAUUCGGAGAGUGUUAUUGAUAUCUUUGGUCAAAUGAAUACUGAGGGAAGGAGAGAAGGAAAGAAAGGGAGGAACUAUUUCUCCCUUUGGCUCUCAUAGCCUUCAGUUUAAAGGCCAAAUGACGGAUAAUUCAACCGAAGGCCAAGAGAGCUUUACCCUAGCUGUUCUUCAGCCCAUUUUUGACAUCCUUAUAAUGUGAUUAAAGUGAAUGAUCCCAUUCCUGUAGGGGCACUAGUUAGAUUCCUCCAGCCUUUGCACAAUUUCUCCUCUCCGAAAUAUUAUUUCACCUUCUUUGCCUGGGAAAAUCUGUCUAAUUAACCCCCCUUAGAUAUUAUCUUCUCUGAGAAACCUUUGCCCACUCUGUAGUUCUGGGAUUGACUCCCCUUCUCUAAAUUCCCAUGGACCCUUAUGCAUCAACACCCUCUAAUUACAGCAUUGGUAUUUGCUUUGAGGUGGUCCAUCAUGUGUCUGUCUCCCUAACUGCACUCUGAGUAUCUGCAGAAUGUUCCCUUCACCUAGCCCAGUUUGUGACACAGUAGUGUAUCAGCUAUCCACGCUGCCCAACAAACCACCUGCAAACAUGGCUUAUAACAUUCUAUGUGCUCAUGAUCCUGUGGAUUGGCAGUUUGGGCAGAGCUCUGCUGGGAUGGCCAGCCAUUACUCAGUGUGGUGCUGGUUGGGUUCCCACAAACGUUUGUGGUCUGGGAUGGCCCAGCUCAUGUGUCUUGCAGCUGGCUGAGGUGCCUCCAUUCUACCCCGUGUGGCCUUUCCCCACAGCUGCCCAGCCUUCCACAUUAGGCCUCAUGAGUUCAAAGAAGGUGAAAAUGAAAACUGUGGGACCUUUUGUGGACUCGCCUGGAAAGUCACAGUGUUACUUCUGUAGCAUGUUGUUGGUCAAAGCACGUUCGCAAAACUAGCUCCGAGUCAAGAGGUGGGAAAUAGAUCUACCUUUAAUGGGAGGAGCUGCAGAGAAUUUGUGGCUACUUUUAAUCCACCAAGAGUAGGCACUCCCCAUUCAUGGAAUAAAGGACCUAAGAAGUUACCUAGUUAUUGAAAGGCGAGACGCAAAUAACUGACCAAACACUGGGUAGAAGUUUGAUAGGAAGUUGUAAGGAAAGCCCAGUGCCUAAUGAAAACUUCAAAGUUGGAAAAUCCUAAAAUGAUAGUGCCUCACGGAGCCACGGACAGCAGUUUAAUCUUCUGCUGAUGGGGAAACUGCAGUAUGGAAUGAUCAGGGGCCAUGCCCAACUCAUGAGGCUUGUUGAGGCUGGAGCCUGGGCUAGACAUCAGUCUUCUGCCCUCCCAUGACAUGUCCUUUACAAGAUAGCUUUCUGUGGUGGAUGCAAGUAUGGCGAAGCUAGGCCUUUGGCUCUGGGGUAUUCAUAAAAUGCAAGGGGCACCAUGUACCCAUGAAGGUGAAGGGCAUACAUUUUAACUGACUCAGGCCUUGGGUUGUUAAAUCGUAUCAUUAAAAAAAGUAUUUUGUGUGAUAUUUUAACAGAUGAAUUGCUUUAAAAUUUAGGAACUUCAUUCCUGAAUAUAACACCAAGAAUUAUUCUAAAUUAACAGUAAACAAUAUUUCUAAGAGCUUUUAUUUCCUGUGUGUGUGUGUGUGUGUGUGUGUGUGUGUGUUUAUCAGUGUGUGUGGUUUCACUCACUGAGAAUCCCUGAAAUGGCUUUCUUUGUUCCCAGAGAAAACACUUUGAUUUUUCAGGUGUUUGUGUAAUGUGUUCAUGUUUCUGUGAUGGAGGUGGAAAUCUUUUUUGUUUCCUCGUUAGCAUAAUAUGUGGUAUCAGUGCAAAUUUCAAAGCCAUGUUUGUUAUUUCUGCUGUAGAGAGAAAAAUGCAGUUGCCUUUUGGGUUGGUCCUAUUGUGUGGUGUUUUAUUAUUAAUCUCUGAUAAAUAAUUGCAUAAACUGAUAGGGGGACUAGUUGAGUAAUGAUGGGUGACAGGAAGAAGAUAUCCACGUUUGAGUAGAUGAGAUGCAGUCAGCUUCAUAUCAUCUUAUAAAAGGUGAAUGCACUGGGGUGGUGGCAAUUAGCAACUAAAAAUCAUUGCUUUCAGUUCAAAGUGGAGUCUCACAUUUCCAAAUACUCUUUUCAAAUAUUUGUGACAAUAACCUACUUUCAAGACCCAUUUUAAACUGACAUUAACUGUUCUCUCCUGUUGAGUAUUAAUCCUGUUUCAUUUUUGAUCAGCAUAACUCUGGAAUGUUUCAGUUUUGCCAACUGGUUAGAGUCCAUUGAUACCAUUGUUUUAGCCAUUUAUGGUAGGAUUUCAGGUGUCAUACACUUUUCCUCAGUUCAACACCAAAAGGACAAAUCUACAGCGUACCAAAAUGAAAUUCAUCAUCAAAGUUACCUAUGAUAUUGUUAAAUGCAUUAAUAUAUGUACUUAAUAUAUAUGUUUAUUUUUAAAUUAGGUUGAAUUUAUGUUUUCCUUUCUUAAGAAUUAUAGCAGAAUACUUAAAAUUGAAAUAUGAAAAUAGACUGUAUAGAGUGAAAUAAAUGUUAAAUUUUUAAAACAAUGACUUUACGUUUAUAGCAUUUCCUGUCUUUUAGCACAAAUUAGCCACUUUUUAUCCUAAGAAAGGGUUGCAUUAUAAAGUUGCUCUACUAGUAUCCUGUCAGAGAAAACACGUGGGACUCAUAUCUACUUCUCUAAUGUAGCCAAAAGUGCCAUUUGUAACACUACUUAAUGAUGGAUGUUUUCUGAAGCUCUUUUGCCUGAAAAAAGUGCAUUAAAAAGCUUUUUCCGUACUGUA